This is a messenger RNA of Vombatus ursinus (common wombat), 1366 nucleotides long. Its product is annotated as myosin light chain 5-like. The record is from RefSeq and is a predicted model, not a curated record. NCBI's taxonomy places the organism in Eukaryota, Metazoa, Chordata, Mammalia, Diprotodontia, Vombatidae. The transcript is spliced from 8 exons. Gene Ontology annotation, molecular function: calcium ion binding. The coding region runs from base 411 to 932 and encodes 173 amino acids. Gene Ontology annotation, cellular component: cytoplasm.
UCGAGGUUGGUUCUUAGGCGGAAGCACUGUGGGACAGUUCUAGGAACCCCGUGUGAAAAACUUGUGUGUGAUCUUUUUGUCACCUAGUCCAGUGCUCUGAUAAGGGGACCCCUCUCCCCGUGUCCCACAGUUGAGCUGGGAUCACACGGUUUUCCUGCUUGAAUCUCACCGUCCUACCACCCCCACUAAACACACACAACAGUUGUUCAAGUCCCUGGGGUCUGUGGGUAUCUGCAAGCCUGCCCAUGUAGGGAGUGGAGCCGAAGAUGAAGCCUGAGCUGUCCUGAGGGACUGCCUAGCAGGAACUUAUAGACCCAAGGUGCCCCCUCCCCACCACAACAGAGGAGGCCUGUAGAAGGACAGGAAAGUAAGAGCAAGAGCUGCACCAGAAGAAGAGUCAACCCAGAAAAAUGGCCAGCAGGAAGACCAAGAAGAAGGAAGGUGGUGCUCUUCGUGCUCAGAGGGCCUCAUCCAAUGUCUUUUCCAACUUUGAACAGACACAGAUUCAGGAAUUUAAAGAAGCGUUCACACUCAUGGAUCAGAACAGGGAUGGAUUUAUCGACAAGGAGGAUUUGAAAGACACCUAUGCCUCCCUAGGCAAGAUUAAUGUUAAAGAUGAUGAGCUGGAUGCCAUGCUGAAGGAGGCCACAGGCCCCAUCAACUUCACAAUGUUCCUGAACCUGUUUGGUGAGAAGCUGAAUGGGACAGAUACAGAGGAGACAAUACUGAAUGCCUUCAAGAUGCUGGACCCAGAUGACAAAGGGAAAAUCCACAAGGAUUACAUAAAGCGUCUGCUGAUGUCCCAGGCUGACAAGAUGACUGCAGGAGAGAUUGAUCAAUUGUUCCAAUUCGCUUCCAUUGAUGCAGCUGGAAACCUGGAUUAUAAAGCUUUGAGCUACAUCAUCACCCAUGGGGAGGAGAAGGAAGAAUAACAAGAAGUCGGACUGGGGGGAACAUUGUCCAUUCAAUAAAGGUUAUUCAGCAAACACAGUCCUGAUCUGACUGCCCAUAUUUGGUCCCAGAAUAAGCCCCAUCAGUUCUAAGCUAAGAAAGUUCUAGUUCUGAAAUAUAUCCAGUCUCCUGGCCUGCCCUGCGUGCCCCAAACCUGGGGAGUAGGGCAGAGGGCUGCUCCUGAACUUACCCAACAACCUUGUUCUGGGGGUCAGUAACUCUCACCAGAGCUCAUCCUUAGGGUCAUUGACUCCCACAGGAAUUCUGUCUUGGGCAUGGUAAUACAGAAGCCUAGAAAAACCAUUCUAAUCUGGAACAAAAGACCAUGGUUUUAUAGACUUUUAGAGCUGGAAGGCAGGAAAGUGAGGCCCAGAGAAGUUAUUAGGCUCACACAGAUAAUAAAUGGCAGAGCCAG